CUAGCUUCGGUCCGGGCAGGCUGAGGGGAAAGCUCUGGAAUGGCGGACGGCUGGGACGGUUCGCUCCGGUGGUGACGAGCUGAGGGGAGGGGGGCACGGAGGAGGCGGCUGUGGGCGGAACGCCGCCUGAAGCUACUCCACCAUGCCAUUAGUAACAAGAAACAUCGAGCCAAGGCACCUGUGCCGCCAGACAUUGCCCAAUGUUCGGAAUGAGCUGGAAUGCGUGACCAACAUCACCCUGGCAAAUGUCAUUCGACAGCUGGGCAGCCUGAGUAAGUUUGCAGAAGACAUAUUUGGAGAGCUUUUUACUCAGGCAAACACCUUUGCCUUUCGAGUGAGCUCUCUAGUCGAGAGAGUUGACCGCCUGCAGGUCAAAGUCACUCAGCUGGAUCCCAAGGAGGAAGAAGUGUCCCUGCAAGGCAUUAACACCAGGAAAGCUUUCAAAAGCUCCACAACUCAGGACCAAAAGCUCUUUGACAGAGACUCUCUCCCCGUGCCUGUCCUCGAAACAUACGAUGUUUGUAAUAUGCCACCACCUCUUAACAUCCUCUCCUCGUACAGGGAUGAUGGCAAAGAAGCACUUAAAUUCUAUACAGAUCCAUCAUAUUUCUUUGAUCUUUGGAAGGAGAAAAUGCUGCAGGACACCAAGGAUAUCAUGAAAGAGAAGCGGAAACAUAGGAAAGAAAAGAAAGAUAAUCCGAACAGAGGAAAUGUGAAUCCUCGGAAAAUCAAAACCCGGAAGGACGAAUGGGAGAAAAUGAAAAUGGGACAAGAGUUUGUCGAGUUGAGGGAAAAACAUGGACCAGGAGGGUAUCCCUCUAAUAUGGUGUAUCAGAACGGCAGCAUUGGCUCCAAUGAGAGUGUCGAUGCCAGCUACUACCCCCCUCCUCCGCAGCCAGAUUCAAUUUCAUCUUCCCCCCCUUCAUUUACAGAGGAUAAUCUCCCACCACCACCAAUGGAGUUCAGCUAUCAAGCACACAACCAAAGCAAUUCUGGAGGGCUGAGAAAACCCAGCCUAGUCAGCCCAAGCCACCCUCCACCGGCUCCACCCAUUGGCUCACCACAGGGGGCCAGGCCAGGCUUUGCACCGCCUCCUGCACCACCACCACCACCGCCGACGAUGGGCGUUCCUCCACCACCACCACUUGUAGGCUUCCCAACUGCAGGCAUCCCGCCGCCGCCAUCCCCACCCUCCUUCCCACCUCACCCCGAUUUUGCUGCCCCUCCACCGCCCCCCCCUCCAGUAGCAGAAUAUGCUCUUGUGCCUCCACCUCUGUCACCUCAGCCAGCAGGUGGUGCCCCGCCCCCUCCUCCUCCCCCACCCCCUCCUGGUCCUCCUCCUUCGUCUUUUGGUGGCCUGGAUGGUCCAGAGGCUCCUGUCCCACAACCAGAUGCGGUGUCCUCCAAGCCCAAGUCCUCGUUGCCUGCUGUUAGCGAGGCUAGAAGUGACUUGCUUUCUGCUAUUCGCCAAGGAUUCCAGCUCCGUAAAGUGGAGGAGCAGCGUGAACAGGAGAAACGAGACGUUGUGGGCAAUGACGUGGCCACCAUCCUUUCACGCCGCAUCGCGGUAGAAUAUAGCGAUUCCGAGGAUGAUUCUUCAGAAUUUGAUGAGGACGACUGGUCCGAUUAAAUGCCUGCCCAGCCUCCAAGCCAUCUUGGGGAAGAAGGGGCAAUGGAAGAGAGAAGCCCACAUAACAUCCCAGAUUGCCAAAACUUUUUUUCCCACUUUUCUCUCUCUCAUCCAAUAACCAAAGAUCAGUGCACCAGAUUUCUAAAACCAUUUUUUCAAUGAUGGAUCUUGUGCCUCCUUCCAAGCAAGAAGGAAAAUGAAACUAAACUCAGAUCUCCAGAUUCUCAGGGUCUUAUAAAGAAAAGAAAAAAAAGUCUGGUUAAAGAUUUCUCUUGGGUUGGGAAGGUACAAUUUUUGUAAGGCUUAAAAUUGCAAGACCUGUUGCAGUCAAGAAGUGUUCUUCAAGAUGACUAGCAUCUUGAAGGGAAAUACCCUUGUAGGCAAUGCUCUUUUGCUUUGCAUUUGUGUGUCAGGCAUUGGAAAUACUCAGCAGUAACUUUCCUUCUCCAGUCAAAUUGGGGAAUGGGCUUAAAUUUCUGCUCCCAACCCAUCUUUAAAUGCUGACUUCAAAUCCUAAAGCAGAUAUUUUGAGAGAGUUGCACUAUAUACAGUUAGGAUCUUCUAAAAAUUGAUCCCCCCCACACACACAAAGUCCUGUUACAGCACUGUGUAUGCCCCCACCCCACCCCAGGAAUGACCCAGAGGAUACAGUCUUUUUGAAUGGUUCCAUAUUGCCUAACUGGUCUCCUUCAUAAUGUAGUUGGUACCACAUAAAUUGGGGUGAAUAUUCCACCAUAUGCCACAAAUAGGAAUCCAUAAGCACUGGGCAUGGUCUUGUAUUGCAGUCUAUGGAGUUCCACAGGGGGUCCAUAAGUGAACCAGGUGUUGUUGUUUUAAAUUACAAGGAGGGGACGCUUUAUGCUGGAGGCUGAGCUGCAGCAAACCCAAGCCAUUAGCUCAAGUAUGCUGCCUCUCCAGCUAACAAAUGGGAGCUUUCAGUAAUAAAAGGUAUCUGUUGAUGGACCAGGUUGGUCAUCUGUAAUAUACAUGUAGCCUGCUUUACGAGCUUGCUUUAACCCUUCAGUAGUUAGUUCUGAGAUAUUUUAUCAUUACUGUUAGAGGAUAAAAUCUACAGAUCCCUAACUUCAAUUGCAAGGUUGGUUUAUAGAGAGAACUGUUAUAGAUGAAGGUCUUAACUAAGGUUUAAUUAAGCUCCAGACAGCAACAUUAGAUGCACAUGCCUCUUUCUAGAAGGGGCCUUUUAAAACAGCUUCUCUGGGUUUUCUUGACUGAGAGCUGGCAUGCAGAGUAUCAAGGGGCAGGUCCGUAAAUUUAUCUGUGGAUCCUGGGGACUGGAAUGAUGCCGGCCGCUCCCAUAAUGAGGGUUAUGGGAUUGCGCAUGGCAGCAGAGUGUGCUCCUGUUUUUCCCCCCUGGUCUCAGGUUCUUUACCCUACUGUAUGCCUGUCCUUCCUUUCUCACUAGGAUGUGCCUUAUAGUCACUUGCAUACACCAAAGGAAAGCUCUUACAGGUAAAGAGGUUGUCUUGUUCCUUUCUACCUUGUGUUUUCAAACCCUUAUUGCCUGCCCACUUUCUUUAAAGAACUUCUGAUGCCAAAUCAUAGACCAGAGCUUAGUGUUGCAUUCAGCCAAGGGACCAAGGAAUCAACAGCAGGCAAAGCUUUGCUUCAGACUGAACUCAAACCCCCGGUGUGGGGAGAGGGGAGAAUUCAUGUCUAAACUGCCCUGGGGUAGCUCCUUCAGACAUUCCCUGCUGUAAGUCUGGUGCUUUUCCUUGUGGCACUGAGCAGCCUUAAACCCAUUAUGCCUGUAUGCUGAGGAAAGGGCGACAGGCCCUUUGCUGGUGGGUUAUGAAGCCUUACAAAGCACUCUAAAUCUUAGAACACAAGAUACUUACAGAAACGGUUCUAGGCUCUAGGUUCUCUUCUAUUUAUUGGUCCUAAAGAAAAAGAUAUUUUACGUGGCAGAGGGGAGAGCCUGGAUGCUGCUUUUACAUAGAACAUGUAUCCUAGAAAGUGCUGUUACCUGCUGUGAUUUGGAACACAAAGUUUAUGUUCAGGCACGAAGAUCGCCAGCUGGCUUAUAAUGGGCUGAAAUGACCUCAGUCUGUUUUGUAAUCUGCCUUCUAUCGCCUCCCAGUCUUUGCAACAAAACCUGCAGCUUUGUCACUAGCAUUGAGGAAUGAUGCUUGUAUGUGGCCUCCUGGGGCAUCUCUAGACCUUCCUGGAGGGAGUGGGGAGGCGAGAUCCUCCCCCUCAGUCCACACACGGCAUGUGAAGUCCUGGGACAAAGGAGGACAUCACGCCCGCCAUUUUUAAAAAAAUUGAAGAUGAGUGCACGAGCACUCCAUCGAAAAGGUAAUUUAAGGAAAAAAAGAUCCCCUCCCCCCCUCCCACCCCUGAUGGGCACAGAACUCCUGAAGAGCCCCAUGCCUGGUCCCUGGCUCCUUGCAUUUACUCACGAGGAGCCAGGAUGGCCUCCCACACAUCCUGUGGUCUCGGGACAAUCCCAAGACUGGAAAAAGUUGGGAUUAAAGCUGUCCUGGUUAUCCCAGGGAAAGAGAGGGAUCAUCCCUCCCUGCGCCCGGGAUCCCCUGUGUGUCAUGUGCGUCAGGGUGAUCCCUGGGAUAAACACUGGUGUAGACAUGCCCCUGGUUAUUCCGGUAUGAACAAAUAGUCCGCCAUGCAAACCAGGAUAAUGAAUAAUGGGCUGGGUUACCCAUGAAUACACAGCUACCAUCAUUUUGUACUGAUGAUUUUGGUAGUAAGUGUGGCUGCUUUCCCAUGCCCACUGGGUGGCAGUUUCCAUCUGAGUGGGUUAUCAAGUCUACACAACGGGGUGGGAACAUAGUGGGCAUCCGAAAGUAAUUCAAAAUAACAUCUGCUUAGACUUCUAAAAGACUGACAGUGGUGCUAACUCUGUUGGCCUUCAGAGAUGGAUAUAACAAACAGAAUAUUUCAACCAGGACUUCAGAAUGAAGUUAGUAGUAGCUCGAGGCUGUCCCUCCUAAAUCUCAAUGGGGUUUCCUCCUUUCCUGUUUAAAGAGGUGUAAUUCCCUGCUGAGGAAUGACAUGACAGUAAAAACUCACUGCAGUGAGCCUGAAAGAAGGGAUUGGCUGUCCAGAUUGCCCUACGUUUGAAUGAUAACAAUCUUGCCCAGCCUCUGACUCACCAAGCUGGUCACAGUCCACCAGACAUGUAACGCAGGACCGGCCGGUCAAAUGCGGGACAGCAUCCCCACCCCUUUGUGGGACAGCAUCCACAACCCUUUCUGGCAGUUCUAAUCAAGCACUCAAAACAGUUUCGUUGAGCCUUCUGAUCCAAAGCAAACAAUAACCAUGGAUUAACCAGAAUCUAAAUAGAUGCUUGCCAGGAAGGAUCUCCAAAGCCAGCUUUAUUUCAGCCAUUCUGACUUUUGUCAACCUUGGGGUUGGUGGUAUGCCACCACCACUUGCGUUGUGCAGAAGCACGCCAGUUACUCAGCCUUGCUUUCUCCUUUUUACUUCACAGUAUGUUUCUUAGUAGGUCCUUUACCCCUUUUUAGAGUUUUUCUGGCUUUGAUUUUUAAGUGUUCUUUCUCAUUGUCCUUUGGUCCAAUUCUUGACUGCAGCUUCCCCGCGAUACAGUGUGCUGGGUCCAAAACCUCUUCUACAGUCAUUGAACUUUUCAUUCCUUUCUUUCCUUCUCCAUCACAGCUGACCAAAUCCAAGGAGCAGAGCCCUUGAAAAUCCCACAGAGCUGUGCCAAGCAGCCUUUGGGGAAAUCCAGGACUCUUAAACUGCCUGCUUGGGGAAAGGGGGGCAGAGUCUUUUAACAGGCUGCCCAUGCCUUCAGAACCUCAAGCUGUAUCUCGUUUGAUUUCUUUCAUCAGUGCUUUUUUUAGAAAACAAAAUCUUGGAAGUGUGGGAAGGGCUAAGAGUCUGAUUAUUUUUUAUUUUUUGGUAUUGCAGCUUUUAACAUGAUUCAUUUAAUUGAUUUCAGAAACUAACCCUUUUUUUUCCUGUCUAGAAUGAUAGAUAAUUUCUAUAAGUGCCUUAUUUCAUAUGACACAAGUGAUAUUUAUAAGAGUAAUUAUUUCAGAUGUAUCAUUAGGGUGAACUGUAACAAAUGAUUGAUAUUGAAGGAAUCCUCCUUCUUUUUUAAUAAGCAAACAUAUAUAUCCCUAAAUGGUUGGCUGAUAGAAAAGAGAUACCAGCAGAUGUGCCUUGGUGUCAGUGGGAGAAAACAGUUGCUUAAUUCUUUCCAGUGGAAAAGGGUGUUCAUCAGCCCCAGAGCUGGUUCAUACGCUCCUGAACGCCAACACUGAUUUCCCACGCUGACGAGCAUUUGCAUUUUCACAUGCUGGUCGGGCAUGAGGCAUGCGAUCAGGCAACCUGUUACACAUUGAGAAACUAUGAUAUGCCCAGAAUUGGUUGUUAACAUGGACCAUCCCUUCUCCAACCUGGUGCCCUCCAAAUGUUUUGGACAUCAACUCCCAUCAGCCCCAACCAGCAUGGCCAAUCAUGAAUUCUGGGAGUCGUAGUCGAAACCAUUUGGAAGACACCAGACUGCCAUAGGCUCAUGAGGGAAAAGAGGGAGAAAACACCAUGAAAAGGCUACAAGAAAAAGAGGCUACAAGCUCUGGUGCUAAGAAAUGUCAAAAGAUUUUUAUUUUUAUCCAAAAUAUUAAAACGUUCAAAAAAAAAAACAUUCAACCAAACUUGUACAACGCGUUGUACAAGUUUGGUUGAAGGGUUUUUUUAAAAAAACAUUUUUGUAUUUCAGAUAAAAAUAAAGAAAUUUCUUUUGACAUUUCUUAGCACCAGAGCUUGUAGCCUCUUUUUCUUAUGUCAUAGGCUCAGCCUAUAGGGUAGGUGCAAACAAAUCUGAAUUUGCUGGGAAAUGCUGUAAUGACCCCACCCUUAUUCAUUACUGAGUUCAGUAGCACGUAUUUUUCUGUACAACCUGUUUGCCAGGUGCCAAAUUCUAGUUUGUUCUCCUUGGGUGAGGAAGGGGAAGUAGCAUCAUCGAAUGCAGUUACUUCUCCUUUGGGACACUGGUUUAGAAUUUGGCCUGCCUUGUUCAUCUUAUUGCCUCUGAUUGCAGUUCUUAAUCCAAACUUCUUAAAAUAUUGCUUUUAUAAUCUUCUCAGUCUUGUCUGUCUCUCUUUUCUCGAGGGACGUUUUGUAAUGUACAUGUGAUUGAAAAAAAAUACUUUUUACCAUGUAAACUUCAAAGAAAUGAUAAAUUCUUUCUAGCCAAUCGACAA
Elgaria multicarinata webbii is the source of this 6837-nucleotide messenger RNA. It is a transcript of the gene WASF2, whose product is annotated as WASP family member 2. Gene Ontology annotation, cellular component: lamellipodium; SCAR complex; cytoskeleton. Gene Ontology annotation, biological process: actin cytoskeleton organization; positive regulation of Arp2/3 complex-mediated actin nucleation. Gene Ontology annotation, molecular function: actin binding; Arp2/3 complex binding; protein kinase A regulatory subunit binding. The record is from RefSeq and is a predicted model, not a curated record. Lineage: Eukaryota; Metazoa; Chordata; Lepidosauria; Squamata; Anguidae.